This is a messenger RNA of Trypanosoma conorhini, 435 nucleotides long. Its product is annotated as 40S ribosomal protein S14. Gene Ontology annotation, molecular function: mRNA 5'-UTR binding; small ribosomal subunit rRNA binding; structural constituent of ribosome. The coding region runs from base 1 to 435 and encodes 144 amino acids. The transcript has a single exon. The record is from RefSeq and is a predicted model, not a curated record. Gene Ontology annotation, cellular component: cytosolic small ribosomal subunit; ribosome. Gene Ontology annotation, biological process: translation; ribosomal small subunit assembly; maturation of SSU-rRNA from tricistronic rRNA transcript (SSU-rRNA, 5.8S rRNA, LSU-rRNA). NCBI's taxonomy places the organism in Eukaryota, Euglenozoa, Kinetoplastea, Trypanosomatida, Trypanosomatidae.
AUGUCGAAGAAGCAGGAAGUGAAGUUCUACGGCUCCAGCGCCGCCAAGGACGAGCUGGUGUACGGCGUUGUGCACGUCUACGCCUCCUUCAACGACACGUUUGUCCAUGUGACGGAUUUGUCGGGUCGCGAAACCUUCUGCAAGGUCACCGGCGGUAUGAAGGUGAAGGCGGAUCGUGACGAAAGCUCCCCCUACGCCGCCAUGAUGGCCGCGCAGGACGUCGUGGCGCGCUGCAAGGAGUGCGGCAUCAACGCGCUGCACGUCAAGAUGCGUGCCACUGGCGGCGUUGGUACGCGGAGCCCUGGCCCCGGCGCUCAGGCCGCGCUUCGUGCCUUGGCGCGUGCUGGCAUGAAGAUUGGCCGCAUCGAGGACGUGACCCCGGUUCCUACCGACUCGACUCGCCGCAAGGGUUCUCGCCGUGGUCGUCGUCUGUAG